AUGAAGAUUUCUUUGUUGACCGCUGUUGGCAUUGUCACAUCUGCCGCCACAUUUGUCCACCCAGGACUUCUCCAUUCUGAAGCAGAUUUCAGUCGCAUCAAGAAGUUUGUUGAUUCUGGUAAAGCACCCUGGUCAGUUGGCUGGGAAAAGCUAGUCGCACGUGCAAACCCAGACUACCAGCCAAGGCCUCAGGAGAUUCUCGUCAGAGGCAGCACGCCAGAGCUUCCGGAGAAUUACGUCCUGCUGUAUCGAGACCUUGCUUCAGCAUACGCUCUUGCUAUUCGUUGGAAGAUCACCCAAGACACAGACUUUGCCGAAGCAGCUGUUUGCAUCGUCGAUGCCUGGGCUGCAAGUCUCACAGAUAUCUGGGGCAACUCCGACAAGUUCUUGGCUGCUGGCAUUUACGGCUACCAGUUUGCAAACGUGGUAGAAAUUCUCCGCACCUAUCCCAGCUGGAAGGGUCUCGAAGCAGCAACCGAAAUGCUUCUUCGCGUCUUCUAUCCCAUGAACCGACGCUUCUUGAUCGAACACAAUGACGCUCAUAUCGAAAACUAUUGGGCAAACUGGGACCAAUGCAACAUUGCAAGCAUGAUGAGCAUCGGUGUCCUAGCCGACAAUCAUACCAUCUGGGACGAAGCGGUCGAAUACUUCAAGCAUGGUGCAGGAAACGGUGCUAUUGAGAAAGCUAUCUGGGCUAUUCAUACAGAAGAAGGCACUGGCAAGAAGUUGGGGCAGAACCAGGAAGCAGGCAGGGACCAAGGCCACGCCACCCUCGACUUCGCCUUGCUGGGCGUGAUUGCUCAGCAGGCCCAUAACCAAGGUGAAGACCUGUUUGGAUACUUGGAGAACAGAAUUCUUGCUGGAAUGGAGUAUAUGUCCAAGUACAACGUUGGCGAAGAUGUUCCAUUUACCACCUAUGUCAAUGCAGUCCAUGGCACGCAAACUGGGAUUAGCAGUGCCGGCCGUGGAACCAUUAGGCCGAUGGCGGAACUCUUUGUCGCCCAUUAUGGCUCUCUCAAGGGUCGUGAUGUCAAAUGGACCAAGGCUUACCGAGAUCUUGUCAUUGAGAAAAGCGGCGGAGCUGAGGGUGGAGGAGGUGACUAUGGAACCACGAGCGGUGGUUAUGAUCAGCUUGGUUUUGGAACCCUGUUGUAUCGCCUCGAGGCGUAA
This is a messenger RNA of Fusarium vanettenii 77-13-4, 1170 nucleotides long. RefSeq lists its product as uncharacterized. Lineage: Eukaryota; Fungi; Ascomycota; Sordariomycetes; Hypocreales; Nectriaceae. The record is from RefSeq and is a predicted model, not a curated record. The coding region runs from base 1 to 1170 and encodes 389 amino acids. The transcript is spliced from 3 exons. Gene Ontology annotation, cellular component: periplasmic space. Gene Ontology annotation, molecular function: lyase activity.